Molecule: messenger RNA, 2934 nt
Organism: Ambispora gerdemannii
Lineage: Eukaryota; Fungi; Glomeromycota; Glomeromycetes; Archaeosporales; Ambisporaceae
Source: the annotation of a GenBank genome assembly
AUGUCCAAUACCAAUGUUAAUAAUGAAUUAGUUUCACAUAAAGCUUUCGGAAUACCGUUAAUUCUCUCAAACAUUUUCGUGUACAUUGCGCUAGAACAACACGUACUUUCCUGUUCUCUGGUAAAUCAUUUGUGGAAUCAGCUUGCCACCGAACGUCUAUGGUACAAAUUCCGUGGACUAGCCAACGAAUCAAAAACCAAGUCUUUCAGAAAAUUCCUAAAUGUGUUACGUGAAUCACGUCAAGGAAAAUGUCUUCAUCGAUAUGAAAGAUACGUGAGAGUGUUAGACUUGGAACGUCUCAGAUUUAGUCACGAGACGUUACUGGAAACACUUCAGUGUUGCCCGCGACUAGAGUUAAUUAUAUUGCGGGGUGGGAAAUUGGACGGCGCAAAAUUUGGACAGAUUGCUGAGCAUAUGCCAAAUAUUAAAGUCAUGAAAUUGAAAGAUUCGUCUAUUUAUGAUGGUAAUGCCUUGGUGGCAUUGGCAAAGUAUUGCCCGAAUUUGGAAGAAUUGUCGUUGAAAAGAGAUAUCGAGUGUUAUGGAGAAGUAGUCAUUGAAAUAAUGAAGAAUUGUCCACGCAUAACACGACUAAUUAUCGAACAAAAGACAUACGAAGACGACAUACUGAAACAAAUAUUAUUACAUUGCCCAAAUCUAGGCACUUUAAUUCUAGAUCAUUGCAUCAACAUUUCAGAAAAUUUUCUGCUCACCAUCUACAACUAUUGUCCGUUGCUGAGUUCACUAAUACUAACCCACGUUUAUCAGGUGUCAACUGAGUUUUUAUUGGCGACUGUACGAUUCUUCGACAACGCUCCGAAACUUUCAAUUCAAAAGGUGGACAAGCCACUUGAUAGUCGUGUCGAAGCGAGCCAAGAGAAAAUUGAAGUUAAUUGGGUGAGUUGUGAUCUUGGCCGUAUUUUAGAAUUUUAUCGAACCCGAAAACGACGCUUAGAGAUUUUGCAAAUGACUGGGCUCACGUUAAGUCAUGUCACUCUGAAUAUUCUGUGCGAGAGUCUUGAUCUUUCUAUUUUACAUUUGGAUCGUGUUGAUGGGUUAAUGAAAUCUGAUAUUCUUGCAGCAGUUUCUAAACUGAAAAAUCUGUCAACUCUUCGAGUGCAUUUUCAGACAUAUGAAGUGAAUCCGUUGCUUAGCGAUGAACUAAAGAAAAUCGCUGAAGCUUGUCCAUCACUUCAUUAUAUUGAAGAUCUUAACCACUCAUUUAUUAUUUUCAAGCCUAAAAAGAAAAAAGUUGACAAGUUUCCAAAGUUUAAUUUUGGUACAACGUUCGAGACUUCAAGUUCUACCUCGAAAUCACAACCAGCCUCUUCAAAUGCUGAAGAAGAACCGGCAUCAGCAGAGGAAACAGACGGGCUAGAAGCUUUGCGAGCCAUGCUUCCAACUUCUUUUGGCGUUAAAAAGAACACGAAAGUUUCAACUGAGGCCUUCGCUAAAACACGACGAAAAGAGGAAGAGGCUAAAAGUGUGGAAAUUGGGCCGCUUCCGUCUGAAACUGGUUCUCCGGCAAAAGGCAAGCGUGUCAGAACUGAGACGAGUCAGCCAUCUGGAGAGCGUUUUGAGAGUGAUACGUUAGCUCUUGAUCCUGCUGGAGCGCGGCUGAUCACCGGAAGUUACGAUUAUGAUAUAAAGUUUUGGGAUUUUGCAGGGAUGGAUUCUAGCUUGCGCCCGUUUCGUAGUCUUCGUCCGUGUGGUGAUCAUCAAAUUCAUCAUAUCGAAUAUAGUCUAAGUGGAGACCAGUUCUUGAUUAUUUCCGGUUCUGCGCGACCAAAGUUGUAUGAUCGAGAUGGAUUUGAAAUUGAAGAAUAUAUUAAGGGUGACCCGUAUAUACGUGAUAUGAGAAAUACAAGCGGACACGUGGCAGCACUAACAUCUGGCGGAUGGCAUCCACAUGAUAAACAAUACUUUUUUACAGCCUCUGCUGAUAGCACAAUAAGAUUAUGGGAUGUAGAAAAUAAACGUAAACAGAAACAAGUUAUUGUGUUUAAGACUAAAGAACGUGGUGGUAGGACUAUAGUCACGGCAACUGUUUAUAGUCCUGACGCUAAAUUAAUCGCUGCUGCUGCUCAAGAUGGCAACCUGUGUCUCUGGCCUGCAAAUGGACCCUAUGCUCGUCCCUCGCACAUCAUAGAAAAGGCACAUUCGCCACACAGUGAAACAUCCUCAAUAAUAUUUUCGCGAAAUAAUUGGACGGUGGUUACAAGAGGCGGCGAUGAUACUGUCAAAGUAUGGGAUACGAGAAACUUUAAGAGUGUUGUAUCGGUAGCGAGUGAUCUUCCAAGCUAUAAUCCCGAAAAUAACGCGAUAUUCAAUCCAGAUGAACGAACUGCGGUUAAAAGGGGAGCGGGGUAUGGAAAACUCGUGAUGAUGGAUCGAAACACACUGCAGAUUGUACGGACAAUUAGUAUAACACAAUCCAGUGUAAUACGAGUAUUAUGGCAUUCUAGAAUAAAUCAGAUCAUAACAGGAAGCGCUGACGGCUCCGCUCACGUAUUUUACGAUCCGAAUGUAAGCGUCCGAGGCGCAAAACUCUGUGUCGUCAAAGAACCAAAGAAACGGUCGAUCGAUGACUUUGAAAUCAAUCGACCGAUUAUUGCGCCACAUUCGUUGGCUCUAUUUCGAGACGAUAGACCGAAAACGACAAAGAGAAAACGAGAGAAACUUCGUAAAGAUCCAAUUGCUUCAAGGAGACCUGAUUUACCUGUUAGUGGGCCUGGUAAAGGUGGAAAGAUUGGUAGCAGUUUAACGCAACAUAUCAUGAAAGAUUUGAUAAGAGAUACAACUAGAGACGAGGAUCCACGUGAAGCGUUAUUGAAAUUUGCCACAAUAUCUGAAACCGAUCCAAAAUGGAUAGGAGCAGGUAAUGUUAAAAAAGAGUUUUCAGUUCAUAUAAACAAACGCAGCCAGUUCCCAUUUUAG